Messenger RNA from Phanerochaete carnosa HHB-10118-sp, 588 nucleotides. RefSeq lists its product as uncharacterized. The record is from RefSeq and is a predicted model, not a curated record. The coding region runs from base 242 to 460 and encodes 72 amino acids. Lineage: Eukaryota; Fungi; Basidiomycota; Agaricomycetes; Polyporales; Phanerochaetaceae. The transcript has a single exon.
AGGUACUGCAUCAAUGACCUUGUGCUAGUUCGAUCUGCCGCGGACCACCUGUUUAAUCAUCUCAAUUUUGCCAAAACUGACCUUAGCUCUGUGGUCAGCGCAGUAUGCGGCGGGGCACACCUUCUCACAAUACUACGGGGCAGCUUCCUGUCACACUUCAGUAGCAGAACAAUGACAGAAGGCAUGCCCACAAGUUUCUACUCACGAACAUCGUCGCUGACUGCACUACAUAACGUCCUGCAUGUCGAAGCUGGUUAGCCCUAGACUGCAUCGGCCCGGUCAAAGAAUUGCUAAGCUGACGUGUACCCAGACUUUCGGUGUAGUCCGCAGGCCCGUCAACUGUCUGUUCGGCCUGAAGGUAAUGUACUUGACCUGCGAUAUUAAAUGCUCCAAUGGCAAAGCUCGCACGGUGCGCGAGGACGGCUCGGAGGUGGACAUCGACGAGCUUGGGGAGCUGUGAAUCAAGACGCUUAUCUUGACGCAGGACUACUACGGGAACGAGAAGGCAGCGCGGAAGACGUUCUUCGGCUAGCCAAGGACGGGAAACCAGAUGCGUAUCGACAAGGGCGGGUUCUUGCAGUACGUCUC